CUAUCUCCCUCUUGAACACAGAACCCUCCUACUUCUAUUCGAACCUAACCCAACCAUCCCUCUUGAUCACAUAAUUACCCUCCUCCUUCUCAGGUGGUCCUCCUUCUAUUCGAACCUAACCCAACCGUCCCUCUUUAUCUCCCUCUCUCCUCUUCACAAAUCUUGAACCCCAAAUCUUUCCUCUUCACAAUCUCGAACCCAGACCUGUCUUUCCUCUUAACCUUGAACCCACAUGACAGACCUUCACGCAAAUCUCGAAGCCGACGCGAAUCAAGUCCCAAAAUCAAGGGUGUUGGCCUUCGAGAGCAAGGCAGAGCCUGAUCUUAGUGUUACUGUUAAUGGGUUGCACAUGCCCAACCCGUUCGUUAUCGGGUUGCCGCCCUGGACUAACUAUACGGUGAUGAAGAGGGCCUUUGAUGAAGGCUGGGGUGCUGCGAUUGCCAAAACUUCCGGCGGCGCAGAACUGGAAUUCAACUGUUGCAGACCAAGCUUCGGAUUAUUUUUCUGCCACAUCGUGAAUUGUUUGUAAAUUGCAGCAUAGUAGGAACUACAGAGUUCAUUUAUGAUCUUGAUGACGCAUCCCCCGAGGUCAUGGCCUACUUAGAGGGGACCUUAGCAAGCCGGUACAAAAAUUGGAAGAACAAUUUUCACAAUCAUUUUAAGAAAUGGGAUAAUCUGGAGAUUGCUCGCUUACAUGUUCCAAGCGAAUUGAAUGACCGGCCAGAGGAUUGGGAGUGGCUUUGCAAGCAUUUUACGGGCCCAGACUUUGUGAAAUCUGUUGCUGGCCAGAUAGCUCGAGUGUCAAAGACACUUCUCCACCAUUCUGGUUCGAAGCCCUUUUCGUAUAGGCUUGAGGAACGACGUCAGGAGGGUUCUAAGUUCCCAGAGAUCGACAUGUUCAAGGACGUUUACGUUCGACUUGGUAAUGAAAUCGUUGAGCAGUUUUAUGAUACUAUGGUGGAAAAGAGCAUUGCUGUUCUCCAAGAAGCAACAUUGCAACUUCCCCCGGAGACUUCGAUCGAGGACGUCAUGGUACCAGAGGAUGUAGGUUUUCAGAUCAUGACUGAAGUCCUGGAUCAGAACCUUGGUCGUCGUCAUGGCCAGGUUGUUCGGGGUAUGGGGAAAUCAUGGGUUCGUGAGACGGGUGCCUUUUCUUCCAGAUUGAACACAUCAUUGAUGGAUGAAGUGACAACCUUAAGGGGUAAGCUUGCGAUCCAGGAAGAGCAGAUGAAGGCCCAGGGCGAGCAGAUGAAAGCGCAGCUGAGGGUCCAGAGCGAAGAGGUGAGGACCUAUGCUGAGACGGUGAGAAACCUUGUACGAGCCAUACAGAUGGCCGGCCUACAAGUCUCGCUACCAGCACCUCAUCUUGAUCCACCUUUGACCUCAGAGCCACCUCACCCUCCCGAUACUCAGUAGCUUGAUGUUUUAAACUUAGUUCACUUGUACUUUUUUCCUUUUUGUUUGGACAUCUUGUAUGUAUACAUUUUUAUAUAUUUUAUAAUUAAAUACUUUUGCUUGGUUAA
Malus domestica (apple) is the source of this 1523-nucleotide messenger RNA. RefSeq lists its product as uncharacterized. NCBI's taxonomy places the organism in Eukaryota, Viridiplantae, Streptophyta, Magnoliopsida, Rosales, Rosaceae. The record is from RefSeq and is a predicted model, not a curated record.